AUGUGUGACUUCAAAGACAAGCUGGUUUUGGUGACUGGCGCAGCGCGGGGCCUAGGGCGCGGUAUGGCAUUCGAGUACGGUAGAAAUGGAGCUCGCGUGAUAAUCACAGAUAUAAUUACGGAUCAACUUGAGGAAACAGCAGCAGAUUUGAGGAAAGAGGGCAUCCUUGUCUACUCCUUCCAAUGCGACCUAGCUAGUGAUAUUGCUGUUGAUGCUUUUGGCAACAAGGUCAAGCAGGAGAUAGGAGUGCCCGAUAUCCUUCACAACAAUGCCAUGUAUGCUCCUCAUGGAACAAUAAGGAAUUUUGAUAUAGAUGGAACUAGGAAGGCGUUUGAAAUAAACGUUCUUGGUUACAUGCGUAUCGUGAAGGCAUUCGUGGGCGAGAUGAUUGUGCGCCGUAGCGGCUGGAUUGUGAACACAGCGUCACCUAACGGAAUCACGCCCCCGGCCGAAUUUUCUGUUAACGGAAUACCCUACAAUUUGACCAAAGCGGCAGAAAUCUCGUUUAGUCAAAGCCUGAUUGCGACACUGAAAGAAUACAACAUCGGGGUCAGUGUACUUUAUCCAGGUGCUGUGUGGACGGCUGCCGCAGAGAAGCCCCACGGAAGGUCCAGCAAGGGGUUUGAAGAGGCUCUACGCCAGUUUUUCUUGGAGAGGGCCAUCAAUGCUGAAGACGCCGCACGGGAGCUGCUCACUGGAGUGAAGCAGGGAAAGUUUCUUGUGAGCAAUUUCAAAAACUUUGAAAAGGUAUUGUUGGAGUUUGCGCAGAAUGGCAUGGAUCCGACUGCUAAAUACUCUUGGGAUUAA
Molecule: messenger RNA, 807 nt
Organism: Talaromyces proteolyticus
Lineage: Eukaryota; Fungi; Ascomycota; Eurotiomycetes; Eurotiales; Trichocomaceae
Exons: 1
Coding region: 1-807 (268 amino acids)
Cellular component (GO): membrane
Source: RefSeq, a predicted model, not a curated record